Molecule: messenger RNA, 1818 nt
Organism: Sphenostylis stenocarpa
Lineage: Eukaryota; Viridiplantae; Streptophyta; Magnoliopsida; Fabales; Fabaceae
Source: the annotation of a GenBank genome assembly
AUGGUUGCAGAAUCAUGGUUUCGCAGUCUGUGGAAAGCACCUCGGAAGCAUGAAGCAAAUUCCGAGAAGGUGGUCAUUGAAGUAUUAGCAUUUGAAAUAGCAAGUUUGAUGUCUAAGCUUGUUAAUUUAUGGCAGUCUCUGAGUGAUAAACAGAUUGUUAAAUUGAGGGAGGAAAUCACAAAUUCGGUGGGCAUAAGAAAGCUUGUCUCAGAUGAUGAUCAUUUCAUUGAACGUUUAAUCUGUUUGGAGAUACUUGAGAAUAUGGCACACGUGGCUGAGUCUGUGGCUAGGCUUGCUAAGAAAUGCAGCGAACCAAUUUUGAAAGGUUUUGGAAACGCCUUUUAUGAAUUUAUUACUACAGCCAUUGAUCCAUAUGGGUGGGUAUUCACUGGCAAGAAAAUGGAGAAAAAGAUUAAAAGGAUGGAAAAGUUUAUAUCAACUAAUGCAAGUUUGUAUCAAGAGAUGGAAGUGCUUGCUGAUCUUGAGCAAACUUUUACAAGAGUGAAGGCUAAUGGUGAAUUUGAUGGUGUAACUUUAAUGGAGUAUCAGAAGAAAGUUUCAUGGAAGAGGCAGGAGGUAAAGCACUUACAAGAUAUUUCUUUGUGGAACAGGACAUAUGACUACACAAUGCUUCUUUUAGCAAGGUCCUUAUUCACAAUAUUCUGCAAGAUCAACCAUGUAUUUGGAAUUCAAGAGAUGGUGGAUGUUGGUGGAACUAAUAAUUCAAGUGUCAUGAAUACAGAUUUCGUUUAUAGAAGUCAAUCGGUUUCGACAUUAUUGCAAUCUUCUUGCAAUCCAUCACAGAAUAGUGUUGCCAGAUUUUCUUCAGGACCCCUUAAUGCCAUUACUGCCAGAUCAGGUCCAAUUGGUAGAACAACAAAUAAAACAAGCAUUUCUCAUUCGGGUCCUCUUGGUGACUCAUCCACGAAGUCAGGGCCCAUUUUAGGAAAGUAUACAAGUGUCAAUUUUUACUCAGGUCCUCUUGGAAGGAAAUUGAAUCAAUCGGUACCUCUCACUGGAAAAAAUAAAAAGAGCAAGAUUUGGAGGUUUUAUGGACACUCUACUGCCAUAAGUGGAAAGGAAGCUCCCACAAGACCCAGUCGACUGACUCAAGUAGGACCUUUUAAAGGAUGUAUGGCUUGGGAUAAUUCCUUAUUCACUGACUGCCAGUCAAGUGCAAAUGAUGUUCAUUAUGGAAUUCAGAAUCACAAAGAUGUUAAUUCAAAUCCUCUUGGUCCUGGAAAAGUUGUUCAUCAUACUCAAUCAAUCUUCAAACCUCUCUGCAAACUAUUAAAUCCUCCACCAGAAACGCUGGGUGCUGCUGCUCUAGCACUGCACUAUGCAAAUGUUAUUAUUGUAAUUGAGAAGCUAGCAGCUUCUUCACACUUGAUUGGUCUGGAUGCAAGAGAUGACCUGUACAACAUGUUACCGAGACGUGUCAGAGCUGCCCUUAAAACCAAGUUAAAGCCAUUUACCAAGACCAUGGCAUCGCCAUCAUCAAUCUAUGACCCAAGUCUAGCAGAAGAAUGGAAUGAUGCAAUGUCAAGCAUACUGGAAUGGCUGGCACCACUUGCUCAUAACAUGAUAAGAUGGCAGUCUGAGAGAAGUUAUGAGCAGCAGAGCUUUGUUUCCCGGACAAAUGUGCUGCUGGUACAGACCCUUUACUUUGCAAAUCAAGAAAAGACAGAAGAAGUGAUCACUGAGCUUCUAGUUGGUCUGAAUUAUGUCUGGAAAUACGGCAGGGAGCUUAAUGCGAAAGCUCUGGCAGAGUGUGGCAGUUUUAGGGUAGACAGUGAAUAUCCUGAUCUGAAUGGAUAA